UAGUGUUACAACAAAGGUUGAAAAGUGCCGCUGAGAUGUUAUUAGUAUGGUGCACCGUAACGUUUCCACUGCAGCGGUGUCGGUGCUAACUUGUUGAUUGUCUCUGACAUAGUGCGGAUGAGCUUUGGACCGCAGUCGCCAUGGGAGUGCACGGACUGUGGAGGCUGCUGGAGAGUACAGGCAAACCCAUCAACCCCGAGACUCUGGAGGGAAAGAUCCUAGCUGUCGACAUCAGUAUAUGGCUGAACCAGGCAGUGAAGGGGGUGAGGGACCGUGAAGGCAACAGUGUGCAGAAUGCCCACCUCCUCACUCUCUUCCACCGCAUCUGCAAGCUGCUCUUCUUCCGCAUCAGGCCAGUCUUUGUGUUUGAUGGGGACGCACCACUGCUGAAGAAACAGACCCUGGCUCUGAGGAGGCAGAGGAAAGAGGAGUUGAGCCGGGAGUCCAAACAGACUAAUGAGAAACUCCUUAAGACGUUCCUGAAGAGGCAAGCUAUCAAAGCUGCACUUGGAGACCGCAGUAAGGAUCCUCUGCCCAGCCUCUCCAGUGUGAGGAGAGAUGAGGUGGACGACAUGUACGUCCUUCCAGCCCUGCCAGCUCCAGAGGAGAAAGACAGAAGCAGUUCGGAAGAGGAGGAAGAGAAAGAGCAGGAGGAGAUGGUUGACAGUUAUCAUAUGUAUCAGGGAGAACUGUAUGAAAACCCCAACUCAGUGGACAUCAACUCAGAGGAGUUUGCGAGCUUGCCUCCUGAAAUGAAACACGAGAUACUCAAAGACAUGAAAGAGUUUGCCAAGAGACGCCGGACCAUGUACCACAAACCUCCAGAGUGCUCAGGAGACUUUUCCCAGUACCAGCUGGCCGGCCUUCUGCAGAGGAACCAGCUGAACCAGCGGCUGAAGGGUGUGGAGAAAGAGAUGAGCCAGCAGAGUGCCGGCAGCGCUCCACAGCUCUAUGAACAGGAUGGGGAGGAGCAGAGCCACAGUGUAGAGUCACACCGGCUGGUUUCAGAAGACUAUUCCCACUAUAUCCUUAUUAAAGGCUCCAAAAAGAGUGAGGCUGCCCCCGAGAGCCGACCUGCAGCUGCACCCUGGUCCGGGGGCUUUUUGUCAGGCAGCCAAAGACGAGCAGCGGGCCGGCCUGAGCCCCUGUGGCGUCCUGCCUGUGAGGAAGACGAGAAAGUGCCAGGUCCCUCUUCUGAAGACUCCAAACCCUCUGUCUCAGAACCGACUCAGGGAGACACGUCACCACCCUCGCCUCGUACGCUCGAGGCAAUCCAGGCCGCCAUGAACGACAGCUCGGACGAGGAGAAGGCGGUCCGGGAUAAGAAGGGUGGUAGUGUGUCUCCACGUACCCUGAUGGCAAUCCAGCGAGCUCUCACUGAGGAGGAGAAUGCUGCUGCCGAACAUGGGGCUCCAAUCAGCAGAUUGCCCACCAAACCGCAGGCGAAUAUUCAGCCUCCUGCGCCACCACAAGUGGUCAUCAGCAGCUCAGAGGAAGAGACAGAACCUGAUGAUGUGAUCUCUUUACCUAAUGAUUUUAAGGGGAGCCCAACACGCCAAAGUGUACACGUAAAAGAUGGUUUGCUUGUUACUAGUUCUGAAGAUGAGAUGGAGGAAGUGAUUGGUCAGAGAAAUAAGGCACUUCGGGUUGCAGCGCUGCAGAAACUUCACGAGAGAGAGACAAAGCCAGAGAAGGAGACGGGAAGCAGAGGACAGACAGAGAAACAAGAACACGUGGAGAGAAGAGAAUCACAGGUUGCUUCUAUUCCAAACCUCAAUCUCUCUGCUCAGAUAUGUGGGAAAUCUCUCAGUGCAGAGACUGACAUUCGUCCUGUGUUGAUAGAGCAGAGGAUUAACAAUUCCAUUAAAGCUCUAGAGGAGAAGAAUGGGGAUGAUGUGAAGUCAGAGCGCAGUGAGGAGAGUGAGUCAGAAGAGAGCUUCAUCGAGGUGUCAGAAGAAGAAUUUAAAGAGGAGGAUGCAGAUGAUUCACUUGUAAUGAUUAGAGAGGAAGGAUCUCCAGAUGAGGUCCAUGAAGAUGGGACCAUGAUGGAAGAAAAGGCGAGUUUUCCAGAGGCUCCCAGCGCCCCGGCUGCUGCUUUAAAUUUAGAAGAAGAAGAGGACAAAAAGAGACAGACUGAAGAGAAAGAGCUGAAGGGGGGAACAGAGACCGAAUCCAGUUCAACUCCAGCCACCAAUGAAUGGGAACACUUCGAUGUGGAUGAGCUGGAGGCUCUGGAGAGCUCUCUGCAAGUGGAGCAGAGCAACCUGAAGGAGCUGAAACAGCAGCAGGAGAGGAUGGCGAACACUGUUACUGGACAGAUGUACCUGGAGAGCCAGGUUCUGCCUGAGCCGUUUUGGCUGGAACAGUCGGAGGACUGAGGAGACUCUUCAGCCUGUGAUCAAGCAGCUCAACACACAACAGACCCAGCUGCGGAUCGAUUCGUUCUUCCGCAUGGAGCAGCAGGAAAAGCAGGCGAUCCGCAGCCAGCGACUCCGCCGAGCAGUCACCUGCAUGAAGAGAAAGGAGAGGGAAGGAGGAGAGGAGGAAGAGGAGGACAGUGAGGAGGAAAUGCCAUCCCCAUCCAAAUCUAAGAAAGGGAAGGCAGCAAGCAAGAGUCCAAAGAAAGGAGGAGGAGGAGAGAGGGAAGAGGAGAGGUCUGCGGCAGGAGGAGGGUUUCUGGGAUCGGAGGUUAUUGUUGAACCUCCUCUUACGUCUCUGAAGGAAGUGAGCAGCACGAGCCAGGAGCCUCUCUCAGUGAAGAUCCCACAAUCUGCUCAGACUUUAUCUCAGAGGGCCAGCAGGAGCAGCAGCACCUCUGAUGAGGACAGCGAUGGCGGCGGUGAAGUUGCUAUGGUUACAGCCCGAUCUGUGUUCGAGGGCAGCCGACGAGGCCGCGGAACGAAAAGCGCAAGAGGGAGAGGAAGCGUGAGAGGAAAGGGAAGGGGGAAGAAGCUGUGAGGAAAAAAAAAAUCUGAACUUCAAACGUAAUAUUAAUUGCAACAGUGUAAAAAAUGUCACACACUCCCAAAUAAUGCCUGUGAUAUAAUACUUGAUCGUUAUAAGGUAAAUUAAUAAUUCACUCAUUCAUGAAUUGAGUAUUGGUGUAAAAAUUAUUUUCUGUUUUAUAGGAUAUGUAUUUUGUAUAACUGUGACUGAUAAUAUCUGUGAGAGAACUGACAAUAUUUUGCAUUAAAUGUUUAAAAGUGCAGUUGAAGUAUUUCCAAAGGGAUGUCAGUUUGGCUCAGAUUCGGUCAUUUGUCCUGCUGAUGUGAGACAGACAGGUGCAGGUCUUCAGCAUCACACUUAAAUUUCCUUGAGGUUGUAUUUCAGUCGCCUUCUGUUUCUGCAUACACUCCCCCUCUUCCUCCUUCUCCCUUUAACACACACAAACACAACAGCUUUUGUACAUGUGAAAGCAACUCUGGUGUUUCUGAAUAAAUACCUGACAUUUCAAUCUCUUGCAAGUUCUAAUUUGACUGGUGGCUUGUGAAAUUGAGGAUACAUUACUCU
Molecule: messenger RNA, 3510 nt
Organism: Morone saxatilis (striped sea-bass)
Lineage: Eukaryota; Metazoa; Chordata; Actinopteri; Moronidae
Gene: ercc5
Product: excision repair cross-complementation group 5
Biological process (GO): nucleotide-excision repair
Cellular component (GO): nucleus
Molecular function (GO): DNA endonuclease activity; single-stranded DNA binding
Source: RefSeq, a predicted model, not a curated record